AAAUCAAGCGAAAUACUCCUAACAAAAUAAACUCUCUUAAAGCUGCUCUGCUGACGCUUUGAUGUAUCUGCCAUUGUUUUUGACACUGGCUUGUUUAUCGACAUGCCACUCUUUUAAUGAGCAUGAUGCAUCAGAUGAUUGCAACUUUUUGCAGCACAUUAAAGUAUCAAUGGAAUUAAAAAAGACAGGUUUCCAUAGAGAAUUGGUGACGACUAUUCGGUUCAACAAUAGUGGGCUUCUCAGCAAGAUUUUGCUACUUUACAGCUGGCCUAAAGACAUCUAUGUUGACCCAUUUCAACUUGCAUCGCUAGGGGAUCAACGUAACUGGGAGAUGUUACUAGACUCAACCAUUGACCUUGAGACGCCAGCCCACAAAUCCUCAGGAUUCGUCACAUACUUGUUUCCACAUCUAGAACAAUUACCAUCUGCACAAGUAAACCUGACAAUACCUAUCCAUGGUCGGUACCAAAAACCAUCCCACCAUGGGAAUGCUCUCAAUUCUGUAGACAUACAUCCUCCCAGUCUGCUGCUUUGGGCUAUUGAAACUUGUACACAACUUAGCAACUUGAGCUCUUUCACCACUACUGUUGUGGUUGCACCUUGCACUGCAAACAACUCAAGCACUUGUCAGUGGAUUGAAGUUCACCCUCAACAGCAGCCGGAUCCUGUGACGCUAGAGCUUCCAGUAGGAGAUGCAUCUCUGGUCAUUCCUGUGUGUGGAGGGACGCUUCUUGUCACAAUAAUAUGCACUGUGUCACUGUCCAAAUCAACAUGGGCAAGGACUUAUGAAAUGUAG
Molecule: messenger RNA, 796 nt
Organism: Periophthalmus magnuspinnatus
Lineage: Eukaryota; Metazoa; Chordata; Actinopteri; Gobiiformes; Gobiidae
Gene: pigx
Product: phosphatidylinositol glycan anchor biosynthesis, class X
Exons: 6
Coding region: 62-796 (244 amino acids)
Biological process (GO): GPI anchor biosynthetic process
Cellular component (GO): endoplasmic reticulum membrane
Source: RefSeq, a predicted model, not a curated record